Messenger RNA from Chrysemys picta bellii (western painted turtle), 736 nucleotides. RefSeq names its product alpha-1-acid glycoprotein 1-like. Gene Ontology annotation, biological process: regulation of immune system process. Lineage: Eukaryota; Metazoa; Chordata; Testudines; Emydidae. The record is from RefSeq and is a predicted model, not a curated record.
CCCUGACACAAUUGGACAGUUCAACAGUUGCACAGAAAUCUCUAUACACAGAUUCCCAAGCGGAGACGUUUCAGUCAGAGGGAUUCAUCCCACACUCUCUCAUCUCCCUUGAAGAGAAGCCAUGGCACUAGCCUGCUUUGUUACAUUUCUUAGCUUAGCGCAUCUCCUCAGCAGUAUGCCCCUGCAAUGUGAACUCCUGCUUCCACAAAUCCCAGACAACACUACAGCAUCCAAGCUGCUGGGGAAAUGGUUCUACAUAGCUGGUGCUUCACAGUUCCCCUUUCACCUGCUGGAAAUGGUGCUGAUAGAUAAUGGUUAUCUUGAUGUGAACCCUACUGAACAGGAGCAGGAGUUAUUCAUCAACCAGCAUGUCACAGUUGGGGACAAAUGUCUCUCAAACAACUCAACUUACCUUGAAGUCUCUAUCAAUAAUGCCACCCUGAUCAAGUAUGCCAAGAACCAGCGCACCAUGGGGAAGCUUAUGAAGAGCAGUUCCGAAGAAAUUUUCCUCAUUCAAUACCAGAUGCAUAAGGAGAAGAACUACGCAGGAUUGUAUCUUUAUGCCCGGAACCAAAACAUGAGUAACACUCAGUUGGAGGAAUUCAGAGACCAUGCUAAAUGUCUGGGUCUUCGUGAAGAGGAAAUAAUUUAUGCACCAUGGCAGAAGGAGCUAUGCCCAAUGUAAGAAACCAAACAAACAAUUCCCCAGGCAAGGGGACCCCAGCUCCAGUACUAG